AUGGACGACAUCGCGCCAGAUGACCGCGAUGGCGGGCGCUCCACGUCAGAGGGCGACGGCGACAGCGAGCCCGAGGUCCCCGCGGACCUCAUGGUCGUUUCGCGCGCACGGAGAGCAAAUGCGGGCAAUCGCAUGUCCACGCUCUUGGCCACGUCGGCGCAGGAGGACGAGUGGGGAGAGGAUUGGGAAGAGGUGGCCAACGAGGAAGAGUUUGUGGGCGACGACGCCAACGAGCACGAGGACUACAACCUGGAUUCUUCUUCAUCCGAGGAUGAGGACCAGGGCGACGAUGAUGAGACAGGGGAAAAGGAGCUGCGCAAGGCAGAACGUCAAGAGCGGACCAAGAAACGCAAGACAGCUGCCAAUCCGUUUGCCGCACGUCUGGCCGCCGCCUCACGCAAGCGCGUCAAGCUAGACGUACCGUCUGCCUCGACCCAUUCCUCGCCAGCUGCCCCGGCGCGCCCCAAGAAGAAGUCGGAGAGAGCGUCGUGGAUCCCCACUGACGAAGAUGGACCCACACGAACAUCAUCGAGGAAGCAAACAAUGGCAAACAAGGAGCACACGCUGGCGAAACUGAAGGAGAAGGAUCAACGCCGCGAUGAGACACUGGCCAUGAUGAAGGCAGCAGAGGCGCGCAAAGCGAAGGACGAACCCAAGCCUCUGACCCAGGCUGAACGUCUGGCUGAAGCUGCCCGAGUAGAGCGAAUCAAUAAGAAGACACUGCAUCGCUGGGAAGAGGCUGAAGAGCAACGAGCCGCCGAAAGGCAGGCCAAAAUCGAUGCCCUAAAAAACAGGCAGAUCGAUGGUCCGUUCAUCCGCUUCUAUAGUGGACCUGCGAUCUGGGUUGACGAUAAAAUAAAAUUCACGGGGAAGGAUGCCCCCAAGCUCAAAGACCUGGAGGAGAAAUUGAACAAAGAGACAGCCGUUGGGACAUUGGAGGACCACUCUGCACCUGACCUCCACACUGAUGAGCAGACAACCAUGUCCGUUGAUCAGCCACAGACUUCUCUCAAUGGACCCAUCAUGCCGACGUCACAGUCACUAGGUCUUAAUUCGCAACUUUUGUCAACACCAGCGUCCCAAGCACCCACUCAAGAUAUUACAAUAUCACAAGGACUUCCCUUUGCAAACAAUGUCAUGUUCGCUCCACCCUCGAAUCCUGACUCGUUCCUCUUGGAAACCCCGCCUCCACCCCCGCCCCCACGCCGCAAGCUCAUACAGCGAGCCCUCCGCAACCUCCUCAUUCUCUCCUCCUUUCCCAAUCUCGACGCCGCUGCAGCUCCAACCCGCGCCCGUUCUACCGCCUCUCUCCUCAAAGAGAAAGACAAAGCAGCGUUGGUGCAGCUAUCCACCGCAGUCUUCAACUGGUCUGUACCAGAUGCAACGGCCUUCGUCACGGCUAUGCUCAACGCGCCGAAAACGAAGAAGGAGAAAGAAGCGCUUGCCAAACCGAAGAAGGAGCUGUGUGCGGUCAGCAAUAAGGAGGCGAAGUAUCGCGAUCCGGAGACGGGGAUUGCGUAUCGGGAUAGCAGGGCGUUUGGGGUUUUGAGAGCGAAGCCUAUGGAGAGCAGGGGCAAGGGUUUCUUGGGUAUGGCGCCUGCGGCUGGUGUGCCGAAGAGGUUUUUGGAGAUGGAGAAGAAGGCGCCUGAGGCUCCGGCUGUGCAAGCUGUGGGUGAUCCGAAGCCGGUGGAGACUGUACUGGGUGAGAAGGUCACUACUGGUAAUGCGUCAGAGAGGUGUGAGGGCCCCGCUACGGAAGUCAAGGCCGAAGAGACUGCUACGGCUGCAUGA
Molecule: messenger RNA, 1791 nt
Organism: Didymosphaeria variabile
Lineage: Eukaryota; Fungi; Ascomycota; Dothideomycetes; Pleosporales; Didymosphaeriaceae
Exons: 3
Coding region: 1-1791 (596 amino acids)
Biological process (GO): chromatin remodeling; regulation of DNA-templated transcription
Cellular component (GO): nucleus
Molecular function (GO): ATP-dependent H2AZ histone chaperone activity
Source: RefSeq, a predicted model, not a curated record